Haliotis rubra (blacklip abalone) is the source of this 2551-nucleotide messenger RNA. Its product is annotated as cytochrome P450 2J6-like. NCBI's taxonomy places the organism in Eukaryota, Metazoa, Mollusca, Gastropoda, Lepetellida, Haliotidae. Gene Ontology annotation, molecular function: oxidoreductase activity, acting on paired donors, with incorporation or reduction of molecular oxygen, reduced flavin or flavoprotein as one donor, and incorporation of one atom of oxygen; iron ion binding; heme binding. The transcript is spliced from 4 exons. Gene Ontology annotation, cellular component: cytoplasm; intracellular membrane-bounded organelle. The record is from RefSeq and is a predicted model, not a curated record. Gene Ontology annotation, biological process: xenobiotic metabolic process. Bases 51 to 1562 code for a protein of 503 amino acids.
ACAUCAAAUGCUACGACGGAAAACGAUCAUAUACGAACUGAAGACACACAAUGUGGGAUGUGUUCGAAAUGAGCCCGACUACGGUCUUAGUUCUUGCCGUUGUUCUAGCUCUGUUGUGGCUGUCCACGCAGCGACCCCCGGGGCUUCCCCCCGGCCCCCCUCUUCUCCCUGUUUUGGGGAACGCCCUAUGUAUGGGGUCCGAUCCCCGGAUUACGUUCCAUAACCUCCGACAAAAGUACGGCGAUAUCUUUAGCGUUUACGUCUUUCAUAAGCCCAUCAUCGUCCUCAACGGCUACGAUGUUCUGAAAAGCGCAGUCGUCAAGAACUCCGACGUCUUCUCCGACAGACCACGCUCACUACUGAAUGACUUCAUAUUAAGGAGAAAAGGUGUGGUAGCCAGCUCGGGUGAUCUAUGGCGUGAACAGAGACGGUUUGCUCUCUGCACUCUGAGAGAAUUCGGGGUCGGUAGAUCAAUCAUGGAAGACAAAAUACACAACGAAGUCUCGCAGUUUCUCGCAGCAUGGGAGAUGGAGAAGAGUGAGGGCUUUGACUGUAUGCGACUUGUUCAUAACGCGGCGGCCAAUGUCAUCUGCUCAACCGCAUUUGGGAAGCGUUUUGAGUAUUCGGAUCCUCUUUUUACCAACUUUCUAAAAGCAAUAGAGGAAUGUUUUGCCACAACCGGAGCAUCAGCUGUGUUGAACAUUUUACCAAUGUUGCGCUUCCUGCCUGGUGAUAUGUUUGGAUUUAAGAGAACCAUGGACAAUGUCAGAAUGAUCGAGUCACUCUUCAUACUGCCUGUUAUAGAGGAACACUUAAACACACACGACGACAACAACGUGGACAACUUCAUUUAUGCAUACAUCAAGGAAAUGCGACGUCGCCAAAAACAGCAAAAAGACACAACUUUGAACUUGGACAAUUUACGCACAGUUAUCACUGACCUGUUUGUUGCCGGAUCGGAAUCGAUUGCCACCACCAUACGUUGGGCACUGGUCUACUUCCUGAACUACCCGGAUGUACAAGAGAAGUGCUUCCAGGAGAUUCUGGAAAACGUCGGUCAGAGCAGACGACCAUCCAUGAAGGACAAGUCGAACCUCCCCUACGUGGAGGCCACCAUUAUGGAAGUGUUGAGACGGGCUGACAUUGCUCCCGUCAGUGCCCUUCACACCGUCCCUUACGAUGUCCACUUCAGGGGAUUCAACUUCCCCAAAGGCGUCCCAGUUGCACUGAUGCUUGAUUCGGUGCUUCAAGACCCGGAUGUUUGGGUAGAUCCAGAUCAGUUUCGUCCGGAGCGUUUCCUUGACGACAAAGGCAAAAUCCGAAAGAAUGACGAGUUCAUCCCCUUUUCUCUUGGCCGACGAGUUUGCCUCGGCGAAGCGAUGGCCCGAAUGGAACUCUUUCUCUUCCUCACCACCAUGAUCCAGAGAUUCCAUUUCCUGCCGGUGAAUGGACAGAAACCUCCUCUACAAGGAACUGUCGGCUUAACUCACUCCCCGAAAUCAUUCCUUAUAAAAUCCAUUCCCAGGGUUCAGUCUUCAUCCAGUCAUAAUAGUAACGUGUGAAAAUAUUAAAAAUGGGAAAAGGCAAAAUAGUGCUAUAAUCAUACUGACAUCAGGUGUAAGUUCAAUGUAAUUGUUUAAGAAGAAUUGAAAUAACUGACCAUGUAAUUAAAUAUUUUGGGUUGUGAGAGACGCUGAAACACGACUAUUUGAACAGACUGGUCGGCUCGGAGACUCUCUAUAUACCGCUGACCCGGUUUACACACUACGUAUGUCGCAACAAUGAGGACAGUGUCGUCAUUACACUGUACGAGUUCCUAUAAAUAUAUUUUGACGCAAGUAUUUUCACACAGCUUAAGUUCAUAUUCUGACUUUGUGUGCUGGUGAUUAGGUCCUUGAGAGUGUGCGUUUGAAUCCCAGAUGGGACUCAACCGUACAAGAAUCUUACUUACUAGAAUCUGUACUUUACUGAGAAAGUGUAAUCCCAAAUGAAAUGUGAUACAUUUGACCACUUUCUUAAUGACAUUGUCUAACAGUUGUCUGCUCAAAGCAUUCCGAUUGUUUCAACAGCACGUGUGUAUGAACCACUGUCGAGCAGUGAUACCACCACGUGUUCGCGACGUGAGCAUAUUCUCCCCCGCAAAUGGCAACAUCACAAACGCGUGCAGAGACAAGUCAAAUUUUCAUCUAAGUUCCUGGACGUAUUCGUAACAACGCAACAGUGUUAUAAUCAAUCUUGUUGCCACUGGCUAGUACGAAGGGGAAGUGUCUCUCUUUAUUUAUACUUCUAUAAACAGGAGACACAGUGUAUUCUAUCAUUGUUUAUAAAGUCAGUGUCUGUAACGUCACGUCUCUUUGCAAUGACACCAGGCCACAUCGUCGGAGACAAACUGCAUUCACUUUUCAUGUUGUUUUUGUUUACUCCAAAAAUAUUCCUUCAAUAUUGAAAUUGAUAUCAGUGACUGUUACUGGAACAUCCCUUGAUUGUAUUACAGCCUAUUCAUCUCAUUGUUUUGUAAUUCUGUGUGGAAUAAAGGCAAAUCUUCUUAUCA